AUGUCUUGGUGUGCCUCUUCUACUUCGUGUUUUGCCGCUUCAACAUUCGAUGCAAUCCCUUCUUCAUCUUCUUCUUCAUUGUUCUGUGCUCGGUCAUUAUGCUUCUCACAGAGCCGUUUAUAUGGAACAACUUACAAAAAAAUUUCCUCAUUUCCUUCAUCGAAGGAAUACGGAUUUCCUUCCUCCUCAUCCUCAAAAAUGCUCGUUACUAGAGCUGCAGAAUACAAAUUUCCUGACCCAAUUCCUGAAUUUGCUGAUGCCGAGACGAAAAAGUUUAGAAACCAUCUUCUGAAGAAACUUUCGAAGAAAGAUGUGUAUGGGGAAUCAGUUGACGAAGUUGUAGGUGUUUGCACCGAAAUAUUCAGUACUUUCUUACACUCAGAAUAUGGAGGACCUGGGACACUAUUGGUGUUACCAUUCAUAGACAUGGCCGAUACUGUAAAUGAGAGGGGAUUACCAGGAGGGCCACAGGCUGCACGUGCUGCUAUCAAGUGGGCUCAAAAUCAUGUUGACAGUGACUGGAAAGAAUGGACUGCUUCUGGUACCAACUGAAAAAUGAAAGAAACAAGUAGAACCCUUUUUGUAUCUUAAUUUUAACGUUAAUUGUGUCUCUUUUUAAGACGGGCUAGUAGUAAUAAAUCCAUUGAUAAUGAGUGUAAUCAGAAAUUUGAACUUUUUA
This is a messenger RNA of Neltuma alba, 679 nucleotides long. Its product is annotated as protein PLASTID REDOX INSENSITIVE 2, chloroplastic-like. The record is from RefSeq and is a predicted model, not a curated record. Lineage: Eukaryota; Viridiplantae; Streptophyta; Magnoliopsida; Fabales; Fabaceae. The transcript is spliced from 3 exons. Gene Ontology annotation, biological process: regulation of gene expression. The coding region runs from base 1 to 552 and encodes 183 amino acids.